CACAGUCAUGGGUUUGGGUACGUAAUGGCUAAAAAAGGUUUUGCAGGGAAAGGAAGCACAAGUACAACCUGCAUUAGAAACUAUUUCCAUAUUUGUGCAAUAGGAUUGCAAGAACGAGGCAUCUCCAUGCUUCACGGCUGAAGGAUCAUGCUAGAUGAUGACAGAAAACUAUGCAAGAAGUGUUUUGUGUUUAGUGAUGAUCUGAAGAGCAGGAAUGCUCUGUGCAGCUCCUCCUGGCCCAGAUUCCAUGGCACACAUUUGACACUGUUGAUACAGCUCACAGUGCACUGUCAUCUGAUGGAGGUUUAGAACAAACCUGGGCUGCCAGAUACCAUCCCAAACUGCCACAUCAGCAAGGACUGAACCUGGCCAGAGGAUCAAGAAAUAAGAUUUUCUAGGUUCUGGAAAAGUCAGUAUGUUGGAUCAGAUUCAUUGGCUGGCUGCUGUGACAGUCCUGGGAGUCCUGGAGCAAGCCUACUUCUUACUGCAGGUGAUCUAUGCUAGGAGGUUGUUUGGCAUUUCACCUCCAAAGACCUCAGGCCCUCCUGAAUUUGAAAGGAUCUUUCGAGCACAGGUGAACUCCUCUGAGUAUUUCCCCAUCUUCCUGGCAGUUCUGUGGCAGGCUGGACUCUUCUUCCACCAAGGUCUGGCUGCAGCCUUGGGUCUGCUCUAUCUCUACGCCCGCUACUGCUACUUUAUGGGAUACAAGGCAUCAUCCUCAGAAAGACUCGCCCCGAUAUACUUCAGCGCUGGAGUUCUCUGGAUUCUCAUUGCGGUGUCAGCCCUGGGCAUCCUGUGUUUCUUCCUCUCUCACUAUGUGGGGCUGAACAUCUUCCAGCGUCUCACAGCAUGACCCACUCCUCUGUGCUUCGUCACUGUCCUCAUCUCCCAGUCCUGCUCCCUCCUGCUCACCUUAACAGACUGGCUGCAACUCAAUAGCCCUCAAUGAGAAAUCCACCCUCACCCGAGCUUCCAACACCUCCUUCCUCACUACCCAGCACUGGCAGGAGCGACUGAGCACUUUAGGAGGUACUUUUCCCUGCACUUUGUGUGCCAAGUGCUCCACAUCUGGUGGCUCCGCUGGGACUGAUGCAGAAACAACAACCCCAAACAAGGACAUAUAAAAGCAAACUCUUCUCAGUCUGAGUUUCCCAGUGAGUUGCCAAAGGGAAAUGCCAAGUGUUCCCCAUUAUACAACGGCUCUGCCCUCAGCCCAGGCACAGAUUCACGCCAGCUUUCCAAGCCCACACCUAAGGAAGGCAUUUGUUUGGAACCAGAUGUGGGCUGAGACAUAACAAAAGAGGUGACAGAUAAACUGGAGUAGCUACCAACAAGUUGUGCAAAAGUCUGUUGGUGCCCUCCUGCUGGUUAUCAGCCACUGCUGUAAAUCGGACUGUGCAAACUCAUGCCACUGCUGCGUGUGCCACUUCAAACUCAGCCCAGUGACAACAGGCUUAAAUAAAAGGUCACUAAACUUGC
Molecule: messenger RNA, 1479 nt
Organism: Taeniopygia guttata (zebra finch)
Lineage: Eukaryota; Metazoa; Chordata; Aves; Passeriformes; Estrildidae
Source: RefSeq, a predicted model, not a curated record